AUGAAGAGAUUCCAAUUCCGACAAUUUCGGUUCCCGUCGAAAGGGGACGACGAGGAAGACCGGAACAAGAAAGCAUUGAAACGGCGAGAGCAGGUGCGGAAAGCUCAACACACACACCGUGAGCGUAAAGACGCCUACGUAAAAUCGCUGGAAAAGGAAGUCCUCCAGCUACGGACGAACGAGGCCGAGCUGCUCCAAAAGACCAAUUCUCUCAAGGCCGAGGUUAUCAGAUUGCAGCGCAUUCUCGCGGAGAACAGAAUCCCACAUGAAUCGAAUAUCGCUGAAGACUUGACGACUUCCGUCGAUAAUGACUUCAACAGUUCAUCCUCUCACGCUAUGAUCAUUCUCGACCAGCCUCAGAACGGGACACCACAUAUCCGCGUAACUAAAGGACAUGCGUCGUCGAGUAACGAAGGACACUCACACUUUGGUCCUGAAAAACUUCCAGACCAUUCUCAUCCUCCGCCACCUCCUCCCAAAGAUAACCCACACCCGAAAGGAGACUUGGAUCCUACCGAAGUUGGGAUGGACUUCAUUCUCACGCUGGAAGACCCAUGUCUUGCCCACGCUCAAGGAAGUCCCGAGGAGCCGGAAGCUCCCACAGGUCACGCCCUAACCGCCACUGCUUCGCUCCUUUUCCAGGCUCCAGGUCCGCGUGGCCCAGGUCUGCCCUCAGGUAAUGCAUGGGAAGCACCCCAUGAAAUGCUAGAUAGACUACUCCAACUUUCGGAAAGUAUCCCGCUUGAGGGAGAAGUCACUCCAAUCAAGGCUUGGAAUCACAUACGGCAUCUUUCCGCUUUCCGGACUAUAGAUUCUAAGGUGCUGGGCAAUCUGACGAGAGAGUUGUCGCGAUACGUCAAAUGUUACGGAUUCGGUGCCGUGAUCGACGAGACCAUAUUUGAAGACACACUCCGUUCGUUUGGACUUGGUCGCAUCCAAUGAAGGUCAGAUAAAGCAGGCAUGAAUUCAAUAUGUUGCAGUACCUGGCACUUUCAAGAACCCAAUAGGAACAGGGGUAUAAGGACAAGGGGCCUCUUUCGCUCGGCGUUUAAAAGCUCAACAGCUGUUUCCCGAUAGUUCUGUAUCAAGAUUCUCCUCCUUUUUCGUCUGAAACUCUGAUUCCCUUUUUGGUUUGAAUUCUGCGAAUGCACAGACCGUUUAUACGACACCUAGACCAAUCAUAUUCUGCGC
Molecule: messenger RNA, 1191 nt
Organism: Paecilomyces variotii
Lineage: Eukaryota; Fungi; Ascomycota; Eurotiomycetes; Eurotiales; Thermoascaceae
Exons: 5
Coding region: 1-942 (313 amino acids)
Cellular component (GO): RNA polymerase II transcription regulator complex
Molecular function (GO): transcription cis-regulatory region binding; DNA-binding transcription activator activity, RNA polymerase II-specific
Source: RefSeq, a predicted model, not a curated record